This is a messenger RNA of Phoenix dactylifera (date palm), 1673 nucleotides long. The record is from RefSeq and is a predicted model, not a curated record. NCBI's taxonomy places the organism in Eukaryota, Viridiplantae, Streptophyta, Magnoliopsida, Arecales, Arecaceae.
UAGAAAUCUGUUUGGCAACUUUAUAAGUUAUACCUUCUCUUGCGGGCUUUGAUUCCAGUUGGAACCUGAGAGAGUAGUGUCCUGCAAUGGCGUCGAAAUUCCCAGCGCUCAGAGUUCUGGAGAACUCCCGGGUCUCUCCACCACCCGGAUCAGUUGCUCCUGCAUCUCUCCCCCUCACCUUCUUUGACGUAAUCUGGUUAGUUCAACACCCUGUCGAGCGCCUCUUCUUCUAUGACUUCCCCAAUCCAAUUGCUCAUUUCAUAGACUCGUGCCUCCCCAACCUCAAAUCCUCGCUGUCUGUCACCCUGCACCACUUCUUCCCUCUUGCCGGUAAUAUCCGUCGCUCCCCCGGCAGCGAUGACCGGUACGAGAUAGCCUACGUCGAUGGCGACUCUGUCUCCUUCACCGUGGCGGAGCACGACGGUGAUUUCCACGAUUUCUCCGACGACCAUGGAUGCGACAUCUCCAAGCUCCGGCAGUUGGUCCCCCAGCUGCCGAAGGCCCAAGAUGCUCAGCCUUCGCUAGCCGUGCAGGUGACCGUGUUCCCGAAUCAUGGCAUCGCCAUCGGGGUCUCGAUCAACCAUGCUGCAUGUGACGGCUCUAGUUCCAUGCAUUUCAUGAAGUCAUGGGCCUCCGCAUGCAAGUCGGGAGGCUCGAUGCCCGAGGUGGCGCCGCCGCCCCUGUUUGACAGGACCUUGAUCUCCGAUCCUCGAGGGCUGUACUCGGUUUUCCUUGAUGAUGUAGCAGGAAUGAGUGCUCCUGAACCAUCAGCGGAAAUUCCUUUCGCCGACAUGGUCCAUGCCACGUUCUCUCUCAAACAAGAUCAGAUUCAAAGGCUCAAGAGACUGGUUCUGGCCAGAGCCGCGGAGCGGGAGACAUCGUUCCAUUGCUCGACGAUCGUGGUUGCGCUUGCUUAUGUAUGGGUCUGCUUUGUUAAGAUGAGAGGCCUUGCAAGUGAUAGGAAAGCUUAUUCAGGAUUCCCGGUGGAUUGCAGGGGACGACUGCAGCCGCCACUCCCGGCAUCAUACUUCGGAAAUUGCGUAGGGCCUUGUUUUGUAGAGGUAGCAGUAGGCGAUGUAAUUGGAGAAGAAGGGUUUGUAGCAGCGGCGGAGGCAAUUGGGAAAGCAAUUGAAGGAAUAAAACACGGAAUUUUGGAUGGUGCAGAGAUCUGGCUACGAAGAUUUGUGUCUGUAUUGCCUGAGCAACCGAUGACCGUUGCGGGGUCGCCAAAGUUCAGAGUUUAUGAGACUGAUUUCGGAUGGGGAGGACCAAAGAAGGUUUUGGUGACGUCCAUCUCGGGUCCCCGAAACAUUUCGGUGGCAGAGAGCAGAGCAGAGCAAGGUGGAAUCGAGAUCGGUAUGGUACUCCCGAAGCAUGUGAUGGAUGAAUUCAGUGCUCACUUCUUUAAUGGCCUGAAACUGAUCGCAAAAUAAUCCCCAGGCCAGUAGCCGACAGAAUUGGUAACCAUAAUGUUUGUGUGCGUCCGUGUGUGUGUGUGUGAGUGUGAGUGAGUGAGUGAGAGAGAGAGACUUGUUCUUCUCAUAAUGCAAUGUAUCCGUCCAAUUAGCAGAAGGAAUUGCUCUUCAAGUCAUCAGCAUAAGGCUGGGCUAGAAAAAUAGUUUGGAUAAUUAUUCUUCUCGAAUAUAUUAUGUGAAAGCCGAAUUAACUUUACA